UGCAGGAGGCGGGACCAGGUGGAACCAGGACGGGAAAUCAGGAGCUAGACGCGGUGUCAGUGUGUACUGAGGGAAAUCAGCACAGGUAUAAUGGGACUGGUAUUAUGGACGCAGUGCUGAUUAUAUUCACACACUCUUACACUUAUUUAUUAAAGUCAGCGAGCAGGUUUAAGCAGCAGAAAUGGAUGAUGGACGCAAGAGAAAGCUGACAUUUAUUACAAUCGGACUGAUUUUCCUGCUGAGUGGAGUGGAAUAUGCUGUGAUUUUACCUACGAUCUGGCGUUUCCUGCAGACGCUGGACGCCGCUCCAUAUUUUCUGGGUCUCAGUCUGUCAGCGUUCAGCCUUAGUGGCCUGCUCUCAGGGCCGUUAUUCGGCCUCUGGUCCGACAGGACACAUGGCACCAAGAAGAUCAUCCUGUUCGCCAACUGCUUUGAAAUCAUUGGUAAUUUUAUGUAUUUUACAGGAUUUUCCAAGUGGCUGCUACUGAGCAGUCGUUUUGUUGCAGGAAUCGGGACAGGAGCUGGUUCGUCUAUAUUUGGUUUCUUGACGAGAAUCACGGCCCCUGAAGAUCGGUCCACUGUCUUCGCUGCUGUCAUGGCUUGCAGACAAGCUGGCCUUCUGAUUGGUCCUGUGUUCAACAUUUUCCUCAGACUGUGUGACUUCCAGCUUGGACCGUUCGUGGUGAAUAAAUACACCGCUCCCGGGAUCUUCAUGUGUCUACUGUGGCUGCUGCUUCAGCUGAUUGUGUUGCUGAUGUACUGGGAUCUCAGAGGAAGGAACGAGGGAUCAGAAGAAGAGAAGCCAGAAGAAGAAGAGAGGCUGUUGGUUCGAUCCAAUGACCUCUCUGAGUCAUAUGGAACACUCCACAACUCACCUGUAAUGGACCAGACCAUCGCUAAUGGCAACUUGACUCCGCCCUCGCCACCUUUUGAACAGAUCCACUCCAACCCUUUCAGACACUUCAGUGCUGCACGAGAGUUUCUGAGAGAGGAGGUGGUGGUUCUGCUCACGGCUCAAUUCAUCACACUGUUCAACCAGACAGCACUGGAGACGAUGGUGACUCCGCUGACGCAGCAGUACUUUAAUUUCGGUGAGUUGGAGAACAGUGUGAUGUACUGUAUGUGUGGAGUGGAGGUGAUUGCUGGCUUCGUCUUUGUUCGCUGGAUCAGCAGGAGGGUGGAGGAGAGGGUGGUGCUGUCCAUCGGCCUCUUCCUCGCCAACAUUUCCUGUGUCUGGUGUCUCAUCUUCCUCGCUAACCCUCAGGGUGGGUUCUCGUGGCAGUUAGCAGAGUUCAUCGUCGGUGUGUUCCUGCAGGUUCUGGGUCUGCCCUUUAUCGCCGUCGCUCAGGUGUCUCUCUUCUCCAAAGUGACUGCUGAGAAAACACAGGGUUUCAGUCAGGGAAUUCGGCGCUCUGUUGGAGGUUUGGCAACUAUUCUGGGUCCGUUAUGGGCUGGAACUUUGACCUUUAACCUUUAUGUGAUGCUGGGAGUGAUGGUGGGCUUACUGGCACUGCUUACUAUUAUGGUGGCCGUCUCAUACAAGAGGCUGGUCGAGCGCACGACAGUGGAGCACACUCAGGAAUGAGACACGACCCACAUGGGUAUGACUAGCUAUAUACAGUAUAUCAGAAACAUUGAUUAAAUGCACUUUAGUUGGUUUCAUCAUAUCAAAGUCAGAGUGUACAAAUUUUUGCACUUCCCUGUACAUAGCUUAAUUAAAUAUAAACACAAUCCUCCAUUUCAUACCUGGAUUUUUUUAUUUGCAAAGUCUGUAAAUGAUGAUGUCAUUUUGUCAUUUCUGGAGGUGAAAACCGUAAAAGACAGUCGCCUGGAUUAUAAAUACUAAAAAAACACAUACGUCUAUGUGACUCUGUCCUUAGUGUGUGUAUGUGUUUUAUGCCAAAAAUAAUGUUUGAUUUAAAAUGAAGAAUUUCUGACUACAGCAGCUUGGUAUGACAAUGAAAUGAAAUGAUUAAUUAUAGUGGUAUCACAUUACGACUUUAAAGCACAGAGGACGAAAAAGCAAACGGGAAAUUCAGAUACAUUUCAGUCUGUCUCUGUGUUAAAUAAGUCAUUAUUAAAUGAAAUAACUCUGAUUCAGACUUUCACACUCAACUGCAUUCACAAUACAUACAAUUCAAAGUGAAAAGAAAUGUAAUGUGUUGAAAUUCAGUUUUCUUUAAAUGUUUAGAGCAGAUUUCAUGCUGUAUGGGAUAAGACAUUUAUUAGGAUUUUAUUAUCUAUACCACACAAUACAUAGUAUUAUUUAUUGUUAAUUGUUAUACAUUUCUGUAUUUUAUGUAUAUAUUUGUUUAUAACAUUUUUUAUUUUUUUAUGUGUAUUAACCAUAUACUGCAUUGUGGUGUUUUUUGUUUGUUUGUUUGUUUGUUUGAGGUAGGUAUUUUUGUAUUUUGUGUUUUUUUCUGUUUGUUUUUUUUUAUAAUUUUUUUGGGUUUAAGUGCAGUACAGCACAGUGUUGAUAAAUGACAAAACUAUUUCAAAUGUUCAUAUUUUGAUUAUCGUCACAUAACUAACUUCUAGUCAUAUUUUAAUACCACAGAUUGUGGUUUUGAUUUUAGUUGUAGUUUUAUUCAUUUGAUUCAUUAUUUGUCCUCAGGAUGGUGUUUAAGGAAUGAAGUUAAACACACACUGUUUGUAAAGCGAGUGUGUAUUUCCUGUACAGAAUGCAGUAGAGGAGACAUGGAAUGAACGAGGUGUACUCUAUGCAGUGACCAUAAUAUUUAUUAUUGAUAUCAUUUAAAAGCUAAACUGAAAUCCAAAGCAAUAAUUGUAUAGGAUCCUUUUUCAUGUGAUGAACACAAACAGCACACACUCUUACAUUCACAAUGUCUAGGUUUAUUAUUUAAAGACUUUUGCAAAUCUGUAAUAACACAAUUUUAUAAACUUGCCCAGUUCAUACUUCACAAGCUGUUUUUAUUGGUUAUGGUUAGCUCCACCCCUUCAACUCUCUGGAGCUGUCCCUUCACCCCGCCCCUUUAGUUUUCUGAAGAUGACCACUUGGCCCAGCCCCUAAUGCUCUUCAGCCAUCCACCUGGCCCCUCCCCAUCAUCCCACCUGGCCUCACCCUCUCUCGAGACAUCCACCUUUCCCUGUCCCCUGUUAGCUCUCUUCAGCCAUCUACAUGGCUUUGCACUCUUAGUUCUCUGAAGGCAUUCACCUACCACCACCCUUAAUCCCUCUGGCUCCUCCCACCUGGCCCCACCCCCUCAGAUCUCUGAAUCCAUCCACCUGGCCCCACCCUCCUAGCUCUCUGAAUCCAUCCACCUGGCCCCGCCCUCUUGGCUCUCUGAAUCCAUCCACCUGGCCCCGCCCUUUUGGCUCUCUGAAUCCAUCCACCUGGCCCCGCCCUCUUGGCUCUCUGAAUCCAUCCACCUGGCCCCGCCCUCUUGGCUCUCUGUAUCCAUCCACCUGGCCCCGCCCUCUUGGCUCUCUGAAUCCAUCCACCUGGCCCCGCCCUCUUAGCUUUCUGAAUCCAUCCAUCUGGCCCCGCCCUCUUAGCUUUCUGAAUCCAUCCAUCUGGCCCCGCCCUCUUAGCUCCCUGGAGACAAACUGUUGUCCAGUUCUCUUAGCACUUUGACCAUCUCUUGGCCUUAGCUCUUUGGAGCCAUUCACCUGGCCCCGCCCUCUCUUCUCUCUGUAGUUGAUCUGUAAAUGAUUAUUUAUAAUCACAACAUGAAUAUUUAAAGAAGUAAACAAGGACUUCUAGCUGUAUGAUAAGCGACUUGUGAGACUUGGUCACAAUCAUGGUUGAAUUUAUUUAUUUAUUUUUACAAAUCUGUUUAAGGAUUACUGAUUAUGACUUACAUUCUCAUUGUUGUAUUUACACGUUAUUGCACUGUGUAGAAUUAGCAUAUAUAUUUAUAUAAUUCAUAAAUGACUAAAAUACACUAAAACAAUGUACAAAAGCAAGACAUUUGGGACAGAAGGACUUAUUUUCAGUGAAGUCAACCUAACCUAACAAGUAAAAACUCAUCUACAUUUUAGUAGCUUUAGAACAAACGAUUUAAACAUAUAAAUGUAAAUAUGUAAAUAUAUUUCAUCUCAUAUAGCUUCUGUCCCAAACAUAUUGCUUUUCUAUACACUAACUACAUGCGAUGGGAAAGUGUGUGAUUGACACUGGAUCUCAUCUUAAUACGGACAAUACUGAAAUACUGAAAUUUAUUAUUAAAAUAUGAUCUGUCAAACACCACGUUUUCUCUUGUUUAUAAAGAAAACUGAGUUUCGGAUGACAGUAGAUAAUGUAGUGCUCUGUGUAGUGUUAUUAAUGAGAGCUUAACAGUUCUAGCGUCUGAGAGAGCGAGCGCUCGCAUCGUACAUGAAAAGCACAGCCCUCAGAUCCACAUCCAGAGAUUUGUUUCAUUUCAGAAAUCACCCAAGCAUUAAAAUAACAGCAGAUGUUACUGUUUCAUUUCAUUUUUAUUUGUUUGUGGUUUUGCCCCAUUCAUCUUAAAGUAGUCAUCACUCAGCAAAAAACCCCAAUAACAAAGUAA
Molecule: messenger RNA, 4511 nt
Organism: Pangasianodon hypophthalmus (striped catfish)
Lineage: Eukaryota; Metazoa; Chordata; Actinopteri; Siluriformes; Pangasiidae
Gene: mfsd8l1
Product: major facilitator superfamily domain containing 8-like 1
Exons: 11
Coding region: 182-1585 (467 amino acids)
Biological process (GO): transmembrane transport
Molecular function (GO): transmembrane transporter activity
Source: RefSeq, a predicted model, not a curated record